Molecule: messenger RNA, 1245 nt
Organism: Adineta ricciae
Lineage: Eukaryota; Metazoa; Rotifera; Eurotatoria; Adinetida; Adinetidae
Source: the annotation of a GenBank genome assembly
AUGUCUGCAGAUAGUACGGCAAUCGGCGAUGAUCUUCUCGAUCAACGAAAUGAGAAUGACACUGAACUACGCGAAUUAGUCUAUCAAUCACUUGAACGUGACGGCUUGAUCACACGUUUAAAAGCUCAACUGCGUGCUGCUGUUUUUAAAACAAUUGAAAAAGCAUCCAAUCCGUCUAAUGGAACACAUACACCUGGUUACGAAGGGACUACAGGUCGUAUAUGUCGUGCACUUGUUCUCGACUGGUUAGAACAAUCACGAUUACUUUAUACGCACGAUGUAUUCAAAGUGGAAACAUCCGGUCCAAAUCAUCCAUCGCCUUUGACGCAUAGUGAAUUAGUAGAAGAAUUACAUCUCGAUACAGUGCAAAAUCGAUCACAACCCAUCUUGCAUGUAUUACUUAAUCAAAGCAAUAAUCGAGUAGAAAGAGUCACUUCUCUCCCCGAUCACAUUAAACAAUCAAUAGAUAUGAAAUUUUCAGGUGAAAAAAUCAAUGAUAUCAAUCGUGUACGAGAGCAUUUUCGUUCGUUGUUUUCACCAGCAUUCGAUACAACGGUGCUCGAAGCUUUUCUUAAUAAAACUCUUUCACAUUCAUCAACAUCUAUGGCAAAAAUGGAUUACGAACAGAUUUGUUUGAAAUGGUUGCAAGCCUGUAAUCAAGCGUUAACAUCACAGACAAGUCCGAUGAAACCAAAUUCACCUGUUACGCAAAUACAACCAUUGUCUGCGCGAAAUGGUACGAAUAACGGUCAAAUAACUACUCGUGCUCGUCGUUCAACAUCUCCACCAUCCGAAUCAAAUUCAUCAUCGAUAUCAACUUCAUCUUCCGAGAAUCCGCGCAAACAUGUCUACGAUUUUCAAUUGCCGACCACACAAGAUUUGAAUAAGAAUGGUGCGAAGAAGAGCAGCGAUAUCUUACCACCACCAUUAUUGAAUUUCAAUAACAAUAGUGCGAAUGACGACGAUGACGACACGACCUCAUCGCUCUUCUCUCGUCGUAAUGCAACACCUGCUGUAUUGAAUCGUUUGAAAAACAUCGAAGAUAUCAUUGGCGGUGGCGGAGGCGACGAUGAAACACCACGAACAAGAACAACAAUACAAAAAACAUCAACGAAUGGAAAUAAAGAUAUUCCAAUUGAAUACGAUGAUGAAAGUAUGAGUCAAAUCAGUAGUAUUGAUGAUGUCACCGUCGAUAAAGCUUCACCAUCACCAUCGGCUCAUAUUGACUUUUUGGAAGAUUUAUAA